This is a messenger RNA of Pollicipes pollicipes, 797 nucleotides long. RefSeq lists its product as uncharacterized. NCBI's taxonomy places the organism in Eukaryota, Metazoa, Arthropoda, Thecostraca, Pollicipedomorpha, Pollicipedidae. The record is from RefSeq and is a predicted model, not a curated record. Bases 9 to 416 code for a protein of 135 amino acids. The transcript has 2 exons.
CCGCCGUCAUGUGCAGCCACCGACUCUUGAGCGUGCUGGUGCUGCUGGUGCUGGCAGCGGCCGCCUCCACUCAGCGGCUCGGCAAGGAACGCCGCACCCGAGUCCGCGACCAGGUGGAGUCGCUGCUGAAGAGCCGGCACGUCGGUUGGAGGCGCGAACCGCGGCAAUAUGUCGACCCGGCCUUGGUCGGCGGGCCUGACCCGCUCCAAGUGGAGGAAGAGGAGGAGGAGGAGGAGGAGGAGGAGACAUUAGAGCCGGUGCCGCCUGAAACGGCUUGGCUGGCCGCAGAGGUGAUGGCCGCCGACGCCGAGCGCCAUGAGGAAGCCAAGAUCGCGCAACAGCGAAGCAGCACCACAAAACAGCUCACCGGCUGGAGGGGGCUCCACGGCGACGUGAUCGAAGCUAUCGAGUUCUAGGCUAUGUUCAUGCUCCUAGCGGCUACCCAUGCUAUUCAUAUGAGGAUUAAUACGCUAGACGUGUAAUUCUUUGUUCCAUCGCUGAAUUUGUACUCGCCGGCGGCCACCAAACAGUACACAUUUAUCUAAUUUCUAUAGUUAGUGCCUCUUGUGUUUAAAUGAUUAAUCUGUUGUUAUGAGUGGCAUAAUAAAGUGGAAGCACAGACGAAAAAAUCAUUGGCGGGCACGGGUCAUGGCGUAGUUUCGUACUCAUUUCAACGUGCUCCAGCUGCUCCCCUCCAAGCAAAAAUGGCUAUAAAUUGCGUUUGGCGUGAAACGAGGCUGGGGUUCAUGUCUGUCAUAUUCCGCCAAGCUCACUUGACCACAGAGAUUUGCAAGACU